Molecule: messenger RNA, 1122 nt
Organism: Tuber melanosporum (Perigord truffle)
Lineage: Eukaryota; Fungi; Ascomycota; Pezizomycetes; Pezizales; Tuberaceae
Exons: 2
Coding region: 1-234 (77 amino acids)
Source: RefSeq, a predicted model, not a curated record
AUGCGGCACUGGAACUGUGUCAACGGAUAUAUAUAUCAUCAUCAUCACUGUCCCUUUUAUUCUGUCAAACAAAAGCAGCCGAGAUGCACUCGAGCACAGCACAGUGCAAGCAGUGGCGGCGGGAAACAAUCACGCUUGGGAAACAGCCAAUUUUGCCCCCCCACCCAUUUCUAUUCUCGGCCCAAUCGAAAGUUGAUGUGGAGAUUUAUUGACCCUCGCCGCACCGAGCAUUGACAGGAGCUAUCAACCAGAGUAACAAUACCGGUAUGAUACGAGUAGUGGAGCAUCAGGGAAUACCGUACUUGCUUUUAACCCCUCUUCCUACCUUAUCCUGGCCAAUAAUAAAUACGAAGCGGAUACUGUACGGUACUGUACGAUAUUGGCGCUGUCUCACCCCCACGUGAACACGUUAGGAGAUCGUGACGCGUGGUUAGGCGAUACUCGAGUACAGGGAGUCAGGGUUUAAAGGGAAGUGGCAAAUUGAGGGGGAAAAGAGUUUAGAACAACAUCCUUUUCAGGAGGAGCGUUCAAUAUCGGUACCUGUACUCAAAUACGAGCACUCGAGUACAGUACAGUACCAGUACCGGUACUGGUAUACCAUUGCACACUUGUAUCAUUGAUACAAGCUUGGACCUCGCCCACACCAAAACAUGCCCACCACUUAAAGCGUGUUUCUUCGGUGCUCUUUAAACAGUGGCUGAAUGGUGGGAGGUCGAAGAGAUAACAGGAAACUUUUUUAGGAAAAUCAGCCUUUCAAAUUAGCAAAGGAUGAUUCUGUUUCUCGUUGGACAGGCACCAUAUCAAAAAUUCACAAAUGCUCAAGAUAAACACGGGCCCGCCCGAAUGACCGAGCCAGAAAUGUGUAAAUUUUUCAAAAACAGGAGAUACGCUUGGCGUUAUUUGUUGUCAUUUUUAUAUUAUACAGGUAUUUCCUUUACCAUUUCCACAUUAUUUACUUGUUCAAAGGUGUGAAGCUGGUGCAUUGGGUUGGGUGAGGUCCAAGUUUAGACCGAUUGUAUGCGACGACACUCGAGUAUCUAGCAUAAAGUAUCAUAUCUUAAAAUGAGACAGGGUCUUUCCUCCACGAUUGUUGGGUCAUUGUGUAACAGUGACCGCACUUUU